AUGGUCAACGGAAUCUUCGCCGCCGACUUGGCCCUCUACAUCCCCCUCUUCCCUCUCGUCAUCUACAACUUCUACACCCACCGCUGGGCCGGCUUUCUAGCCUGGUACGGCCUCGGCAUCUUCUGUGCAAUCCGCAUCGUCGCCGGCGCCAUCGGCGCCUCCAACGAACAGAGCGUAGCAGCCAACAUCCUCACGGGGAUCGGGACAUCGCCGCUAAUCCUCGCGAUCGAUGGGCUCGUGCACGAGGCCCGCACCCACCGCAACCCACACCAAACAACAGGAAAAUGGCUCGGCUGGGCCGUCAUCUACAUAAUCACCGGCCUAAUGGCCGCCGCCAUCGCGCUUACCGUCACCGGCGCAAUGGACAUCUACCGCGGAACCCCAAAACCGCACAGCAUCGCCCACUGGAAAGCCGGGUCUGCGCUUAUGGUUGUGGCAUGGGUGCUCGAGGUAGCCUGGGCCGCAUUCUCGCUCCUCCCCUCGCAGGCGAGGCGUGACGCAUUGAAGUUCCGACAGGGCACGCUCCUUCUCUACGGGACGGUUGUUGCGCUUGUCCCGCUGGGUGUGAGGGUGAUCUAUGCCCUAGUUGCGACGGCUACGCAGCGGAAAGACCUGAGUACCGUCUCUGGGACGGUGGCGGUGCGCGUGGUGCUGAUGUUUCUGCCUGAAGCGUUGACGGCGAUUGUGAUUGUUGUGUUUGGGUUCUUGACUGGGGGUAAAGGGAGGAAUGCAAGUGCAGGUGAUAAGGAGGACUGUGUGGUUGGUGGGCAGAAUGAGAGUAUGACUGCUUUGGGGAGGGUAUAG
Messenger RNA from Aspergillus mulundensis, 804 nucleotides. RefSeq lists its product as uncharacterized. Lineage: Eukaryota; Fungi; Ascomycota; Eurotiomycetes; Eurotiales; Aspergillaceae. The transcript has 2 exons. The record is from RefSeq and is a predicted model, not a curated record. Bases 1 to 804 code for a protein of 267 amino acids.